Messenger RNA from Hipposideros armiger (great roundleaf bat), 4047 nucleotides. RefSeq names its product BEN domain containing 7 (gene BEND7). The record is from RefSeq and is a predicted model, not a curated record. The transcript has 9 exons. Gene Ontology annotation, molecular function: DNA binding. The coding region runs from base 400 to 1698 and encodes 432 amino acids. NCBI's taxonomy places the organism in Eukaryota, Metazoa, Chordata, Mammalia, Chiroptera, Hipposideridae.
CCCGCGGCGACAUCCCGGGGCGCCCGCGGCCCCGGCCCGCCCUCCCCGCCCCCAACUCGCUCCCCAACGGAAAGUUCGGCUCCGGCCCCGUUUUUCCAGAAGCCGGGAGGGAGCCGGGGUCGGGGGGCGUGUGGAGGGGACCCGGAGGCGGCGACCGGGAGGGGGCAACUUCUCCCGGGAAAGCACCUCCUGCCGAGCCCCGCGCGCCGCAGCCCCCGAGCGGGUUCGAGGUGGCUCUUCCCUUCCCUCGGCCUCCCCCCUGCGGAUUCCAGAGACGGACCUUGGUCCCGGCGCUCCCGCGGCCGGGUGACAAGAGCCAGCGCCGCCGCCGCCGCCGCCGCCUCGGCUGCCGCUCCCUCCGCCCGGCCGCAGCCCUGCCUCCCGCCUCCUGCCCGCACCAUGGAGUUCUCCGAGAGGAAGAGGAGCAGGAAAUCCCAGAGCUUCAAGCUGGUGAGCCGAGAUUAUCACCAUGAGGUAUAUAAGAUCUCAGAAUUCAACAACGAUGUUAAUGGGGAGGCCAAAGAGACACAGCCCAUUUUUUUAGGAGGUGAAAGCAUGGAAAUUAAAAAACAAAUUACAGGAAUGAGAAGAUUACUGAAUGACAGCACUGGGAGGAUAUAUCAGCGUGUGGGCAAGGAAGGAGAAAAAUUAAAAGAAGAACCCCAGGAUUUGGACUCCAUCUGGCCGCAGCGUCUGAACUCCUCUGCUGAGGCCCCCCAGAGCCUCCACCGUUCUUCGCGGGGUGUGUGGACUGAGUUCCCGCCCCAAAGUGGGCAGUUCUCAGGACAGACUGGCCCCCGCUCUAGAACCUUCCAGAGUCAGCCGCACACCCCUGGGAGCUCCAAUGGAGAACUUCCAGUGGUGAAUUCGUCAGUUGGAUCAAACUGCUGUACUUGUAACUGCCAGUCCACGUUGCAGGCCAUUCUCCAAGAACUCAAGACCAUGCGGAAAUUAAUGCAAAUCCAAGCAGUUGGGACCCAAAACAGACAACAACCCCCAAUUUCCCUUAUAUGCUCCCAGCGAACUGCUGUCUCGCGCAAGAGAAAUAAAAAGAAAAAAGUGCCCCCAAAGACUGUAGAACCUCUUACUGUGAAACCGAAGCCCAGUGCGUUAGAGGCUGAGAAGAAGACCGCAGUGGCCUCGGAGCAGCCUGACCCCCAGGCGGCCGAGCACACCUCCGCUGGGGAGAACCACGUCCUGGGAUUUGGCAUUGUUCUCGAAUCGCCUUCCUCAGAUCCAGAAGUGCAACUUGCUGAAGGCUUUGAUGUGUUUAUGCCUAAAUCUCAGCUGGACUCUAUAUUGUCAAACUACACUCGCUCAGGAAGCCUUCUGUUUAGAAAACUGGUGUGUGCAUUUUUUGAUGACAAGACUUUGGCUAACUCCUUACCCAAUGGAAAGAGGAAAAGAGGACUCAAUGACAACCGGAAAGGACUAGACCAAAAUAUUGUGGGUGCAAUAAAAGUCUUCACAGAAAAGUACUGUACCGCUAAUCAUGUGGAUAAACUUCCUGGCCCAAGAGACUGGGUACAGAUUCUACAGGAUCAAAUUAAACUGGCCAGAAGAAGGUUAAAAAGAGGCUCAGCAGAGGUGGCUGACGGUGAUGAAAGACUGGACGGCAUUUCUCUACCACCAACAGGUAAUAUAUUUGACACCAGGAGAGAAAAUGCGGAAGACAAAGAGCCAGAUUUCACUGCCUAGACUUUCAUUUAGUGACAAUGUUCAUUAGCAUAUGUACCUCUUCCAUUUGAAAUUUCCUCCAAGAUCCGCGUUAGCAUUUCAGGUUGCUGCGAAGUGUGGGUGUUCUGUGAAGUUUACCCGUCCUGUUUGAAUAGUUUUCAUAUACUAUCUUUGUAAUCUGUGAUAAUCAAGCCUUUAAUUUGGUAUCAGAUUUUUUUAAAUCAUUUUUACAGUUGAUUUAUCACCCUUUAAGUCCAACAUCUGAUCCAAUUGGUUCAUGUCCAUUAAAAAGCAGCAGCUCUCUCUUCCCUGGGUUUUUUUGGUUUUGGUUUUUUGUUUUUUGGUUUUUUUUUAAUAUAACCUCACUGUGAAUAUUUGGAGUUUUGAAGCAUAUUUAUUUUAACUUAAAUUAUUUAGAUGCAACAUAAAGGAGACUGGCUCUUUCUAAUAUUGAGGGAGCAGUUGCGAAGGCCAAAGUUAAUUGGACCUUCACCAGUUUAAAAGAUGUAAGAGAUGUUUUGGGAGACAGGAUAACUCUGAGUUAUUAGAUAAAAUCAUUUGUGACAUUAAUCCCGCCCCCCCCCCCAAAUAACCAUUUGUAACUGAAUAGGCGCAAUAGAUAUAUGAACGCCUAGGAAAGAAGAAACCUUUCACAUAGGUUGUGUCAACACAGUGACAAAAUAACUCUUUAAAAGGUGAGAAACUCAAAAAAAACAAAAAACAAAAAAAAAACCUAGAAACUCAAAAUAACCAGUUAUCUACAUGAUACCUAACAAUUAUUUUAACAGAUGGUUUUAACUGAGUGAGUGGGUCCGUGUUUUGCCAUUGUGUGGUAACCAGCCACAGAUGUAUUUCAUAUUAUGUAUUUUAUUUGGUUCUUGUACACUCACACUCCACUUUAUAUAAAACCAAUGAAUUACAGCAUGGAUUCAUUUUAAAGAUAUAUCAUGCCAUGUGGGUAUCUGUUUUAAGAAACAUUUCUCUAAUAAGUUGGUAAAUUUAAAAUACCAUUUUAUGUAGAAACAUUUCAUUUAUACCUCAUUUAUUGCAUAAAGCAAAUUACUUUGAAUCUUUGGCACUUGGCCCAAAGGCCAAAAUUUGGCUUGGAAGAAAUUUGAACUAGAAACAGCAAACCCCAAGGGGGGAAAAAAAUGUUGUGCUACUUUAAAAGUUUAACACAUUUCCCUAGCACUUACUUUAUCAAGUCAUAGAGUGUUAGAACUCAGAGUUGUUGUAGAUGUCCCUGAGCCCCACCCCCGUGUUUUACAGGUGUGGCCACCGAGGGGUGAGGAGUGAGGUUGUCCAGGGCCAGGUAACCCAUCAGGGGCCUGGCCAGGCCUAGCACCUAAAUGCCUUUCUCCCCUGUCCAAGGUACUUGUGCCAUCUCACACUGAACAGCUAAGCCUGAGCUAGGAGAGGAGCUCUGCGAUUAAUCAGUUUUCCACUGGAGACCAGCUCAUCAACCGAAGAUUACAAGAGGCAUCCCUGUUAGGUGACAAAGCUGGUUCUAGGUGUGACAAAGCUGGUUCCAUCCAACUGCUAGACAGCGACGUCUCAUAUACUCGUAUGUGAGUGUCUUUUAUCUCCUUUUUGAAGCUAGCAGGAAGGUUCAGAGCAACUGUUUCCAUCACGCCCUUUGUUAGCCUUUUACAUUUGAGGCCGGCUAGUAACCCCUUCUCUGAAACCAGUCCCUCUGCUCAUCAAAUGUUUGAUGAAGAACUGUGAACCAGGGCUUUUGUUUUUCUGCAACAUGUGUUUUAAAACUUGUCUGCUGCCUCUCGGCAGGAAAUAUUCCUCAAGGGAAUUGAAAAGAUUAAUUAGUGACCGUUCAACUCUAUUAAAAUAAAAUGACUAUGUCACUAAUAAAGGUAGAAACAUUCACUUUACAACUGUGGCCUGUUAAAUAUAGACCACGAAUCUCCAAAGCACUUCCUUCUAAGACUGGGCCACAGCUUGGAGUUUUCACCACUUUAGGCGGGGUGGGGGUUGUUCAACUCACAAGUAUGUGCAAUGGAUCUCCCAGUUGGAAUACAUAUCAUAAAAGUGCAAGAGUGAAGUCAUAUUUUGUAAAUUAAAAUUGUAUUUGUGUUUACUUACUGUGACUACUGUUCAGACUUUAUUCAGAAAUCCUUUUUAUAGGCUUUCUUAGCAAAAAAAAAAAUUCCAUAUCUAUGAAUAAUGUCUCAAUCUUCUGUAUAUAUGUUUUAUUAAUAUGUAAAUAUUUAGAUUUUUAAAAAAUUACUAUGUUCUUUAAAAAAAUUCAACGCAAGGCUAGUUGUGAAAAUGGUGUAUAACAUUGUGUUGUGAUAUCAACCCCCAAGAUGCUCUUUAUGUCCAUUCUGGAAGAAUACAAUAAAUUACUUUAAUUGA